AAUAAGUUAGAAUUCUUUCAUUUUUAUAUAUGUAUAUCACACAACCAUAUAUAUUAAUAUAAGAUUAUACAUAGUAUAUCAUAAUAAGUUCAUACGUAGAAGCGUUAUCCAAUCAAGAUAGUAUAUAUAGCGACGUGUUGUUUAUCCAAUCCGUUGGAAUAUUGAGGGCGUUCGUUCAUAUCCACAACUCAAACUAGCUCGAUCGUUUGGCAUUUGGAUAUACUAUGUAUGAGGCCCCAGGACCCACAUACUCAGAAAAACAGAAGGUACCAUGAUCACUGGGUGACCUCGUCGGCCAUGCCCUCAUCGGCCAUGCUAUCAUUGGCUAGGAAAAGAUCUAUCCAGAAUAUGAUCCAGAAGUCAGGAGAACCGGGUGACCUCGUCGGCCAUGCCCUCAUCGGCCGUGCCCUCGUCGGCCAAGACCCUCGUCGGCCACCGAAGUCUCACAGAACCGGAGUUUACACUUAUUCAUUUGUAUAGCCCACCAGUGGCUUUGUAUUCGGCCCAAUAGCGGUCCAGUUGUAAAUGGGCCUCCCAAGCCCAAGACUUGGGAGCCCAGCCCGUAUUUUCCCUAUAAAUACUUCCUUUGGAGGUAGUUAUCAGGGUUACCAAAUCAUUCUAUUGAAGCAUAUAUUGCACUUCUCUCUCUAGCUCUCACUUCUCUCUAGAUAUAUACUCUAUCAUUUGGUGCUCUCGUUGAGAGCUAGAACAAUCAAGUUAGCCUCCUCCGUCGCUACCAAGCACAGCUAACUGACAAUGGGAAGAACUAGGUCAAACCGCAACCUCCUCAGCAAGGCCAUCCCUGAGGCCCAAGAGAACCGAGAACACGAGGAGGAUGCUACGGCCGACAAGGCUCCCGUCGGGGAUGUCUUCCAUGAAGCCAUCGGCCUCACCACUGACCUGCGCAACGACCUUAACGACGUCGCCCCAGACGCUCGCAUCAGCUUGGACAAGAAGCGCGCAGAAAAGGGUGACAACGUCUCUGGGCAACCGGCUUCUCCUGCCGUUGACCCUCAGCUCCAAGCCGCUCUCUCGGCCAUCAUCGCCAGCUUGGCCCAGAACCCCACCGUCCUCAGCGCACUCAUGCCAAGGACUGGGGAGAACACUACACCGCCUCCUCAGCCCCAGCCGUUGGCCAUCAAGCUGGGCAACGACGAAGGGGUGGUGCCCCAGGACACGUCGUCAUCCCACUCCCACCCUGCUUCCCCACUUCGAGCUGGACCGGCCCCAACGCGUGGAAAAGCCUCAGCCUUUGAUAGGCUAGGUGACACGCGUCGUCGGCCUGCUUCGGAGAGGAUGGCGGGACGGAUUGGUGAACGUGAGCCUGGCUCACCAUGGGAAAGCUUGGGGUCCGUAUCCCGGACAGCGGAUCGGCCCCGCCUGGACAAAGGCAAAGGAAAAUUGCACGAGGACAAUGUGCGUCAUCGAAUCAACACGACUCAAGAAGCUCGCGUGCGCAACCAGCAAGGCACCACUACGGCCGCCAAGGACCCUCGGGACGAGGUCAUCGCCCAACUGGAAAGGAGACUGGCCCAGAUGGAGGCUAGACAAUCGGCCACCAUCCCUACGGCCAACUCAUCCGAGGGUCCAGGUUACCACGCGCUCAUGCUUAAGGUCAGCGCCCUGGAGAGGGAGCUGGCCGACAGACGUGGUGACCCCAUCAUCCAAAUCAGAACAAAAACUCCCUUCACCACGAGGGUGCUCUCGGCCCCAAUACCGGAGAAUUACUGAGGGAACGCCAUCAAGCCCUAUGACGGCCGCCCUGACCCUCAGGAGCACUUCAGCCGCUAUCAAAACAACAUGCUGAUGGUGAACGCAUCAGAUGAAUACCUCUGACGUUGGUUCCUUUCCACUCUUGAAGGGCCAGUGUACGAGUGGUUCAACGCGCUCCCCGAAGGAAGCAUAGAUUCGUGGCAGGAUCUUGCCCAACGCUUCCUCACCCACUUCGCCGGAAGGAAGCGCGUGAGAAAACAUUUCUCCCACCUUCUCUCCAUCAAGCAGCAACACGAUGAAUCACUUCGGUCUUUCAUCGAUCGAUGGACGAAGGAGACAGACGAGGUCGAAGGUGCCGAUGAGCGCAUCCUCCUCGUCCUCUUCCAAGGCGUUCUCCGCAGCAGCCCCUAUGCGAGGAGCCUCAUCACUGACCCGCCGAGGUCAUACACCAAGGCACUCCAACGAGGGAGCUUGUACGCUGACGUCGAUGAGCUCCACUCCUGCAAGAAGGAUGUAGGCCAACCAUCAAAGAGGUCAGACGAGGCGUCGGCUCCAAACGUAUCCUCGGUCGGGGGCCAUGCCCGCCGAAACCGGAAGGAGCGCCCAUGGCAGCUGAGGACGGACGUCCCAAGGACUACGCUCACGCACUCGGUAGAUACCAUCUUCGACUAUGCGGAGGAGGAAGGUCUCAUCCCUAAAGAUUCCCGGUCAGCCACGGAAGUCUACGCCGUCCACCAGGGUGGCACUUAUUGUCGUUACCACAAGAACACCUCCCACAAUACAGACGACUGGGUCGCGCUGAAGAAAGCCAUUGAGCGCUUAAUUCAACGGGGUGAACUCCGCCAAUUUGUCAAAGUUACCCCAAGGAACUCCACCGGCAAUCAGGAAGGGGACACCUCAACGAAGAAGCAUGAAAUUGGGAAGCUCAGCGAUGACGAGGACUUCGAGGAGCACCAACUGAAGAAGCGUCACAUCCGCUGACUGCGUUCUUCCUCGAAGGGACGCACGGCCGACGGAUUAUCCCUCAAAAUACGAAGGGCCCUACAUCUCGGUGAAGUUCUACCAGCAAUCCGAAGAGGGUGCAGACGGCAGAGCCCCCACCCUAAGGUCAGAAACUCAUUGGGAAGCUAACUCUUGUACGACUUGUUCAGAAGGUUACCCCCCUCGGCCUUGAGCCACUGACCCUAAUAAAAGCCGUUGCCAUAAACAACGCACCUAUUGUGUUCUGCUUAUUUCUUGUAAAGUUUAAGUAAAGGAUGCCACAUAACAAAGCACGUCGCUUCGACCCCUUCGAGCGAAACGCUCAGGUAUGACCGACGACGCCACACAAAACAGCACAUCGUCCCGGCCCCUUCGAGCGAAACACUCAGGCAUGGCCGAUGAUGUCCCAGGACGAGGGGCCCACAAACGGCCCACGUCUUGAAAUGGGAAGCUCACCGCGUCGUCUUCGCGCUAAAUCGCAUUACGACAGGCCUGAAAGAAUGGCCGAGGUGACAAAAUCCCCACACUUGGGGUUGGGAAACGGCAGCCGUCGGUAACCGACCAAAAGCCUAGCCUGCGCCAUAAAUAGACGACGGGACCCCCCAAGGUCUAGGGACGCGCCAGCGCCAGAGGCCGGACAGUUGCCCUCCUGGACUCCCUAUCGGCCGAGGGAAUAGCAACCCCCUCGGUCGAGCCUGAAAGAAGGACCCCCACUCAUCGCUCAUAGCAGUAGAGGAAGAAAUAAAAGAGGGACAACCGAGGACCGUGCAGUUGCCGGCCUCGAGCGAAAUCCCCACAAAUUAAAAGAGGGAGAGCCGAGGACCGCGCACUCGCCGGCCUCGAGCGAAAUCCCCACAAAUCAAAAGAGGGAAGCCAAGGACCGCGCACUCGCCGGCCUCGAGCAAUAAAAAUGAAAUCCCCACAAAUCAAGCCACAUAUUUGGCUAAGUACAUAUGAGGCAAAUACUGUGCAUUAUGGACGAAGCAAGAUCAUAUAUGCGGAUCAGACGAGCGCUCAACGUCGUCCUUCAUUAUAGGUACGGCUUCGCCGUCCUCAUCAUAGGACCGGCUUCGCCCCCCUCAUCUUCAGACGACUGGCUUCAUCAACGCCGUCGUCCUCAGAUCACGACAGACCCCCCCGGUCUCAACGUGAUCCUUCAUCUCAAGACCGGCCUCCUCAGCGUCGAGCGUCUUGAGCUAGCGAGCGUGCUCGCCAUUCCCUUCCUGGAUGGCGACCCUCGCCUUCAUACGAGGAGCGGCCUCAUCAGCGCCGUCGUCCUCAGAUCACGGCAGACCCCCGGUCUCAACGUGAUCCUUCAUCUCAAGACCGGCCUCCUCAGCGCCGAGCGUCUUGAGCUUGCGAGCGGGCUCGCCAUUCCCUUCCUGGAUGGCGACCCUCGCCUUCAUACGAGGAGCGGCUUCAUCAGCUCCGUCGUCCUCAGAUCACGGCAGACCCCCCCGGUCUCAACGUGAUCCUUCAUCUCAAGACCGGCCUCCUCAGCGCCGAGCGUCUUGAGCUUGCGAGCGGCUCGCCAUUCCCUUCUUGGAUGGCGACCCUCGCCUUCAUACGAGGAGCGGCUUCAUCAGCGCUGUCGUCCUCAGAUCACGGCAGACCCCCCGGUCUCAACGUGAUCCUUCAUCUCAAGACCGGCCUCCUCAGCGCCGAGCGUCUUGAGCUUGCGAGCGGGCUCGCCAUUCCCUUCCUGGAUGGCGACACUCGCCUUCAUACGAGGAGCGGCUUCAUCAGCGUCGUCGUCCUCAGAUCACGGCAGACCCCCGGUCUCAACGUGAUCCUUCAUCUCAAGACCGGCCCCCUCAGCGCCGAGCGUCUUGAGCUUGCGAGCGGGCUCGCCAUUCCCUUCCUGGAUGGCGACCCUCGCCUUCAUACGAGGAGCGGCUUCAUCAGCGCCGUCGUCCUCAGAUCACGGCAGACCCCCCGGUCUCAACGUGAUCCUUCGUCUCAAAACCGGCCUCCUCAACGCCAAACGUCUUGGGCCAGCGAGCGGGCUCGCCAUCUCAAGGCCGGCAGCCUCAACACCGAGAGCUUUGAGUUCACAUGACGAACGGCUUCAUCACAUGCCUUCGUCGUCAUUUAUUUGGACCGGCCUCAUCAGCACCGUCAUCCUCAAAUCAUGUCUGGUCCCUCGGCCAGGGCGUGAUCAUCUAUCUUGGAUCGGCUUCAUCAUAGCCGUCAUCCUCAAGUCACGCCUGGUCCCUCGGCCUUGGCAUGAUCAUCUAUCUCAAGACCUGUUUUAGCCAUUCCUUUAUCGGAUGGCGACCGUUGCACGGAUUUUCGGACUGGCCCCUCAGUGUCGUCCAUCCUCACGUCACGACCGGCCCCUCGGCCAAGGCGUGACUAUCUAUCUCAAGACCGGCUUCCUCAGCGCCGAGAGUCUUGAGCCAGCGAUCGGGCUCACCAUCCCUUCCUGGAUGGUGACCAUCGCCACUAAAUGACGAUCGACUUCAUCAUUGCGACCGGCCCAUCGGGCAAGGCGUGAUAUCCAUCUCAAGACCGGCCUCCUCAGCGCCGAUAGUCUUGAACUAGCAAGCGGGCUCGCCAUUCCCUUCCCGGAUGGCGACCCUCGCCUUCACAUGAGGAGUGGCUUCAUCAGCGCCGUCGUCCUCUGAUCACGGCCGACCCCUCGGUCUCAACGUGAUCCUUCAUCUCAAGGCCGGCUUCCUCAAAUACCGAGAGCCUCGAGCUUGCAUGACGAAUGGCUCCAUCAACGCCUUCGUCAUCAUUUAUCUGGACCGGCUUCAUCAGCGCCGUCGUCCUCAGAUCACGGCAGACCCCUCGGUCUCAACGUGAUCCUUCAUCUCAAGACCGGCCUCCUCAGCGCCGAGCGUCUUGAGCCAGCGAGCGGGCUCGCAUUCCCUUCCUGGAUGGCGACCCUCGCCUUCAUACGACGAGCAGCUUCAUCAGUGCCGUCGUACUCACAUCACGACCGGCCCCUCGGCCAAGGCGUGAUCAUUUAUCUCAAGACCGGUCUUAGCCGUUCCUUCACUGGAUGACGACCGUUGCAUGGAUUCUAGGAUCGGCUCCUCAUCGCCGUCAUCUUCACAUCACGACCAGCCCCUCGGCUAUGGUGUGAUGCUCUAUCUUAAGACCGGUCUUAGCCAUUCCUUUACCAGAUGGCGACCGUUGCAUGGAUUCCGGACCGGCCCCCCAGUGCCGUCGUCCUCAUAUCUCGAGACCAGCUCCCAACGCUUAGGUACUGCUAUAGAGACCGGGCUCGCAAUUCCCUUCCUGGACAGCGACCGUCGCCUUCAUAUGACGCACAAAUCAUUACCAUUGUCGUCCUCACAUCCAGACAAGCAUCCAUUGCCUCGUCCUCAUAUUCGGACCGGCUCAUCAGCGCCGUCGUCCUCACCACCAGGCGGGCGUCCUCUCAUCAGACGGACACCGCUUCAGCUCCACACCUAGGCCGAAGGGUUCACCCCUUGGAGUUCAUUUUGGGGGAUCCGGUGUGCUCUUUUUCCCUCAUUAGGAUUUUUUCCCACAGGGUUUUUCCUAAUGAGGUUUUUAACGAGGCACCGCCCCAUUGUGGAUCAAAAGGUGUCGACCCUCGGCCCCCUAUUGAAGACGUGUAUUGCUCUACUCCUCUUCACCUCACUACAUGAGCCUCGAGGAGUGGGGGACUGGGGGACUACAUCGGCCUCCACAUACAUGAAAUCAUCCAGAAAGCAACAAAAAGCAAGGACUACCAAGUGGUACCUCCGUCGGCCAUGUCUUCAUCGGCCAGAAGAAGGUCUGGGGGACUACAUCGGCCUCCAGCGUAAAGAAAAAAAUUCAAAAUCCAACGAACACAAGCCCAUGACAAUGUCACCUCAACGUCCAACAACCAUGUGUUCACCCUUCGGCCAGGCCGAAGCGCAAAGCAGGACACACAUCGUCCUCAGGAUUAAGGGCACAUCAUCCUUGGAGCCAAGGACACUCCUCAAGACCAAUGGCACACAUCAUCUUCAAGACAAUGACAAGAACACCACAAACGUCCACCUUCGGCCAGAGCGCAAGGCAGGACGCAUAUCAUCCUCCAAGCCAAGGACACUCGUCGUCCUCAAGAUGAAGGACAUUCGUCGUCCUUGAAACGAAGGGCGCUCAUCGUCCUCAAAGUGAAGGACGCUCAUCGUCCUCAAGGCGAAGGACACCCAUUGUCCUCAAGAUGAAGGACAUCCGUCGUCCUCGAAACGAAGGGCGCUCAUCGUCCUCAAGGUGAAGGACACUCAUCGUCCUCGAAACAAAGGACACCCAUCGUCCUCAAACAAGAGAUAACCACAAUGGCCUCAUCAGCCCGAAAGGGAAGUUCAAACCAUCAACGACCAAGGAUAGACACUACCUUCGUCGGCCACUCAUACCGGAACACUCAUCGUCCGCAAACAAGCGCACCAAAGGAGUAACAGCCUUCCUCGUCCACAUCAAGGAACGGGUAACGACCAAACUCAGAACAGGGCCACCAAACACCGCGACAGGGAACGUCCAACGUGGUCCCGCAUCGGCCAAGAGCAUCAAGCACAGAAAUCUACUCUCCUUCACUUCGUCUACAUCUCAGCUUAGAGAGUGGGGGACUCCUGCUGGAGUAAAUGGGUCUAGGCCCCAGGACCCACAUACUCAGAAAAACAGAAGGUACCAUGAUCACUGGGUGACCUCGUCGGCCAUGCCCUCAUCGGCCAUGCUAUCAUCGGCCAGGAAAAGAUCUAUCCAGAAUAUGAUCCAGAAGUCAGGAGAACCGGGUGACCUCGUCGGCCAUGCCCUCAUCGGCCGUGCCCUCGUCGGCCAAGACCCUCGUCGGCCACGGAAGUCUCACAGAACCGGAGUUUACACUUAUUCAUUUGUAUAGCCCACCAGUGGCUUUGUAUUCGGCCCAAUAGCGGUCCAGUUGUAAAUGGGCCUCCCAAGCCCAAGACUUGGGAGCCCAGCCCGUAUUUUCCCUAUAAAUACUUCCUCUGGAGGUAGUUAUCAGGGUUACCAAGUCAUUCUAUUGAAGCAUAUAUUGCACUUCUCUCUCUAGCUCUCACUUCUCUCUAGAUAUAUACUCUAUCAUCUUUCUAUUUUCUUUAUUUUAUGAAAAAGAAACAAAAGUUAAAUAAAAUUUAUAUAUGAAAUAAAUUAUAUAGAUAAAAUAGAAAGAAAUUACAAAUACUGAAAUGGAUAAAAUAGAUGUUAGUACCCAAUUUUGAUAGAUUUUGAUGAUGUCACUAUACUCUACACAUGUACAUUGUUUCUCAUUUAAUUCAAGUAUUAGUGUUCAACUUCUAAUCAUAAAGUGACAAAUAAAUGUACAAUUUUUGAGACUAAUAAAAUUUUACUGGAAAUUUAAAAAUGCAAUAAAGUAAUUUUUAUUUACCUUAAUAGGAUAUUUAAAUCCUACCAGUAUAAAUUUAUUUGCACACAAAAAUUAAACUGUCACAUAUGUUCGAAAAUCAUAUAAAUUGAAUGUAUAUGAUUGAAGACAAAACUUGACCGACAGUUAAUGCUAAAACCGUACAUGGGCCUGGAACAUGGGACACACACAAGGAAUUGUCUCUGAGGGGAGUCUUCAGCAGCUAAAUCAUGGAAGACAAUCUUUGAUUGGCAUUUAAUGCUAAAAUUGUACAUGGGGCCUAGAAACAUGAAGCUCGUACAAAUGACGUCGAUCCUCCAACGGCCAAAUAAUGAAGACAGCCUAAAUGAAUGCUCCAACACAUGAAUACAAAAGUACAAACUCAUACGAACGUCAAAGAUUAAAUCAUCCUAACUAACGGAUGAGAUUAAUCAACAGGAGUAGCCUAUAAAUAUAGGCCGAAACAAAAGUUUCUAACGAAGCAUUUGAGCAUCCUAAAUAGAGAAAAAUUUCCUUUGAGCAUAUACGAGCUAUCUAGCAAAAGAGAAAUACUUGUCCAAACUUUACUCUCUGCUUGGACUCAUGCUUCACUAAACUUCCAAGUUACAAAUCUUCAUUGUUAAAUUCUGGAAGUUUAGUUCCUAGUUGGAGGUUAGAACUUUCUUGUAACAAAUCACAAAAAUAUUGUUGUAAACACUUAGAAGGGUUGUGUUAUCAAGUCCUAAGUGUGGAUAGAUAGAUAGAAUACCUUUUGGUCCCCACUCGAUCAAUUGAGAAAAUUAUAAGGAUUGAGUAACUUGGAGUGGUGUUGUACUCCUUGUGCAACACCUUCAAUCUAGGCCUGAGUGUUGUAAAGGCUAGAUUGGCACUAAGUGUAUUGGGCUUAAUACUUUAGUGGAAAUCCAUCUGAAAGAGGGUGUGACUCGAUGUAGGAGGAUUACACCACCUCUGAACCAGGAUAUACUGUGUGUUGAUUUACUUUCAUUUAACAAAGCACACACCCAACACUUCUCAUAAAAGGAUUAUAGUUUGCCAGCAGUAUCCUAAGCAGUAGUCUUAAUUGAUCUUACUGCUUAUCCUACUGCUUAAUUACUUACUUUCUUUGAGACAACUUUCUCACAAGGGCCCUAUAACAUCACUACUAAAAAGUCUGUUCUAUCAGAUCUCAGGAAUUCUUCUCACAAGUUUAGCAGUUGCCUCAGCCGUUCCCUGGUGACCACCCAACUACUAAGCCCACUGUUCUUACACAUUUAUUUCUUUUGAACAUCUCAACGUCACAAGAUCUCCAUAACAACAUUACCAAGAAGUUGGUUCAAACUGAUCUCCGAAAAUCAGCCUGUAACUCAGCAGGUGCCUCAGCAGUUCCCUGGUGAUCACCCAACUGCUGAGACCACUGCUCUCGUAAACUUUCACUUAUACUCACCUCAGCACAUUUCCUGAAAGCCCUCAUCAUUCUAAGCAAUUGUCUAUCUUCACUUUCAUUUUACACUACAUAUUUCCUCAGCAGUUGCCUCCACAGUUCCGUGCCAUCCAGCCAACUGCCAAGCCAACUACUCACUAUAUAAGUCCAAACAUCACCCAAGUUAGAAAGUUGUCACACACUGAUCAUAUAGAGGUUAAAGACUUCCGCUGUGUAUCUAUAAAUCUCCCAAAAGAUCAUAGGUUAAACUCAUCUAAAAAGAAAAAGUUUUUAAAGUUGAAAAAACUUUAAAAGUCUAUUCACCCCCCCUUUAAACUUUUACCUCUAUCAGGGACCAUCAAGUGGUAUCAGAGCGAAGUGUUCCUAGAGUCAGUUUCUGACUAAUUUGAACUAAAGAUCCAAAUCCACUCUACUUCCCAAAUACUUUCUAAAAAUGGACAGUCAGAUUGCAAAGAAUCUUUUGUUCAACUUGAACAAAUUUGAUGACUGGAAAAUAAGAAUGAAAGCACAUCUCAAUGCCUUACAUGAUAAAAUGCUGGAGGUGAUUACGGCUGGACCUAUCAAAAUAAUGAAGGUCAACACAUCUAAACAAACUGAUGAUCAAGAGGAUGUGUACAUUCCAAAACCCAAAUUGGAAUGGACAACUGAAGACAGGAAGAGAAACAAUCUUGACAACAUUGCCAAAGAUAUUCUCUUCAAAUAUGUAGAUGAAUCCAUAUUUCCCAGGAUUAGGAAAUGUGAAACGGCCAAAGAUGUCUGGAUGAGCUCACAAAAAUUAGAGCAGGAGAUGAACAGGAAAAGGAUAAUAAACUGACCAUAGCCUUCAAGAAGUUUGAGGACUUCAAAAUGCUGCCAAAUGAAACUAUCCAUGAGAUGGAGUCCAGAUUCCUGAAAAUUGUGGCAGAGGUCUUUGACAUGGGGAAAGAACUAUCUCAAAAAGAGAUUUCCCUUACGGUCUUGAGAGGUCUGCCCUCAAAGUGGGACAUGAAGGUGACUGCUAUGAAAGAUAGCAGAGAUCUCAGAACUUUGUCAAUUGAUAAGCUCUUCAGUGAUCUUAAAGCUUAUGAGUUUGAAAUGAAGGAGAUCAAAGAAGAGAAGGAAGUAGAUCAAAGACACUAGCCCUAAUGUUAGAACCGAGCUCAUCUAGAUCCAAUGAGAAAUCCCUCAACAAUCUUCUCACUGAUGAGCAGUUUGCCAUGUUUGUGAGAAAGUUUAAGAGAUUCAUGAAGAAAGAGGGAUCUACCCCAAAGAAGCCGUACAAUCUGCCACCAGGAGACAAGAGAGACCUCAAUCUAGUGAGGACACUAUCCUAUGCUACAACUGUAGACAGCCAGGACAUUACAAAAAUGAGUGCCCUCUGCCAUUGGCACAAAAGUAUCAAGGGCAGCAAGCAACUGCUCAAAAAGCUAGAUAUAAGAAGGAUUUCAAAGGCAAGAGACAAGUUGGAUGUAAGUGAAAAGAGAAAGGAGGAAUCCCAAAGUGAUGAAGAGAGCAGCUCAAGUGACGAAAGCUCCUCAUCUGAAAGCUCAGAAGAAGCACUCCUUUGCCUAGGAUCUUGGUAGGUGGCUUAAGAAGGUGGCAAGUGGCUCACUGGAGAAUGCAUCAGGCAGCUCAGUGAAACCUGCACAAGUGAAAGUGAUGAAUGCUGCUCACCUAGAUGCUUCAUGGCUGAUGACACUUCAAUAAUGUUGAGGUAACAUCCUUCUCUUCCUAUAGCUCAAGUGAUUCUGGACACUCUAACAUUACACUGGAAUCUUUACUACAAGACUUCCAAAAGAUCCAAAAUCACCAUGUUCUCUUGAAAUCUGAAAAUGAUAGAUUAAAACAAGACAUUAAGGUUGUUCAUGGAAAAUUGUUAUAUGCCUUGACAAAAAACAAUGUCUUAGAAGAAGAGAACAAAGAGCUGAAAAAUAGAAUGAAUAACUCGAGCAUGGAUAGUAAAUCUUGUGACUCUACUGCUGAAGUUAUUCUACAUAAGAAGAGAAGAGGUCUUGGCUACAUAUCCCCUACAAGACUCAAUCAAAACUCCCCAUCCACUAGCCAACAAACAAACACAAGAAAGCUAAUCUACCAAAAGUCCCAUUCUUAAUACAUUUCAAAAGAAAAGAACCAACCUGCUCCCAAAUCAAAAUCCAAAUCCCUGUAUAAAUAAACACUCCCUAACCAUCAAACCCCAAGAACCAGUUGGCAACCAAUCAAUAAGACCAACCACAGCCAAAAUACUAAGCAGACUUCUCCAAAAGUGAAUAAUCCAUUUCCCACAUCAAGAAGGAAAAGGAUUAACAAAUACAUAGCCAUCCCCCAUGAUUACAAUACUUCAAAUGGCUAUAAACCAAUAUGCUUAGAGUUAAAUGGUUCUAGAUGGGCUUGGAUGCCUAAACCUGUACAAGGGAAGUUGCCCACUAACUUGUGGGCUACUGCUCAACACUGGUGAAUACAGGAAGGUGUUGGAGCAGCUGACUCACAAAUAUGGUACAUAGACUCAGGCUGCACCAGGCACAUGACAGGAAGCAAGAAGCUACUGUCUAACUAUGUUGCUCGAGAAGGACCCAAAGUUACAUUUGGGAAUGUGGAAUAGAAAGGAGAAACCAAAGGAGCUGGAGACCUAUCAAUUAAUGGACUCAUAAUCCAAAACAUAUAUUAUGUUAAAGGUUUAAAGUUCAAUCUCAUAAGCACAAGCGAGCUCUGUGACAAUGGCUAUAAUGUGACAUUCUCCAAAGAUAUCUGCUUGAUUAGAGAAGUCAAAAAUGAUAAAAUUGUGCUCUCUAGUAGAAGGAAGAAGGACAUGUAUGUUGUUGAUCGGAGCUCAACUAAGGAAGGAAUCUGCUUAGUGACAAAGGCAGAUUCAAAUUUAAGUUGGGAAUGGCACACAAGCUCAACCAUCUCAACUUCAAAACCAUCAACAAACUGUCUAGAAAAGGAUUGGUGAAGGGACUUCCAGAAAUCAAUUUCAAGAAAGACCACUUAUGUGAUGCAUGUCAUAAAGGAAAGCAAACAAAGGUAUGAUUCAAAUCCAAAGAAGCAGAAUUAUCAACUAGACCAUUAAGCCUACUGCACCUUGACUUGUUUGGACCAGUUGAACCAACAAGCCUAAGUGGCAGAAGGUACACCUUGGUUAUAGUAGAUGAUUACUCCAGAUACACAUGGACCUUAUUCCUCAAGAAGAAGAAUGAAACAGAAAAGAAGCUUCCUGAACUGAUGACAUUGAUCCAAAAUGAGAAAAGUCUAUCAAUUCAAAAGAUCCGGUCAGAUAGAGGUAUUGAAUUUCUAAACUCUAUAGUAAUUCAGUACUAUGAAGAAAAUGGAAUACAAGAAAGAAGGGCAACCACCAAGUUCAUUAGCAACGCUGAGGUUCGGCUUCAUAAGAGAUUGAUCAAAAUGCAAAAGCAUUUUGACAAACUACUGGAAAUGAGGUUUGCAGAAGUUCAUUGCCACAUUAAGAGCAAUUUCAUGAUCCAACAAGUCUACAAUGUUGAACAAAAGGCACAACUCAAGAUGCAACUCUCCCGGUAGCCAGCUCAGCUAGAAGCCAUAUACAAAGAGCUUGCAGAUCAACGGGCAAAAGACAGAGAACUGGAGCACCAAAUCCAAGCCUAUAUCAGGCAACUGCGGGAUCAAGAGAUAGCAGGUGCCUCCCAACCAGCCGCAGAGGCCUCUGCCCAGGUACCUUCUCUCCCUUCCUUACCUCCUAACCUUGAGCAGGCCCUCCAAAGAAUUCAAGAGCACGAAGCUUAUAUCAACACAUUAAAGGAUGAGGAGUUCCCUACCAUGCUAAAGCUCUCCCAAAAAUUCCUCGUAGAGCAGCAGGCUCACGCUCAAGCUUAUGAGCAACUUACAAAGGACGUUGCUAACAACUUCCAAGUUCUCCAAAAGGCCACUCAAGAAACAUUCUGGAGGCAAGGCAGUGACUUCCAGAAGCUAGGUCAAGAUCUGCAAACUACAAAACAAAGAGUUCAUGACUUGGAACAUGAAGUCAAAGAUGAAGUGAAGACUGACCUUAUGGACAUCCAUAACUACAUCAAAGUGCUCUCUAUACAGGUUUAUGGUCUCAACCCUACAAAACGAAGAGCUGAAGACACUGAUGAAGAAAUUGAAGAACUUUUUGAAGAUAGCUACAUCCCUGAUGAUGCCAAAAAGGGGGAAAGUACACCAGCAGGUCCCUCAUCAUCAAGAUCACUAGCAUCCAGAAAAGCAGCAGAGACAAGAAGGAAGAACAAACUCUACGGGGAAGAAAUGGAAUUCCGAAAAAGAAAAUAAGAAGAGGCCAGAGCAAAAGAAGAAACCAAGAAGAAAUUAGAAGAAAUCAACAAGAGUAGAUUUGAUCGAGUCCGAAAGUGACUAAAAACUACUCCCUCCGUCCCUUAAAACUUUGCCAACUUUCCUUUUUUGGAUGUCCCACUAAUUUUGCCACUUUCCCUUUUAAGUAAAAAAUUUGUGGUUCGAGUUAAUUCUCUCUCCUCUGCACAAAUCUCAACCACACAGUUUUUACUUUAUUAAUCCUUGUGCCGGUCAAACUUGGUGAAGUUUUAAGGGACGGAGGUAGUAUUGUACUUUAGAAUUUAGACCAAUGUACAAUAAUCUCAUUGAAAAUCAAUAAAAACAUUUGUUUCCUGUGUUGAAUAGUUUUGGCAUCAUCAAAAAGGGGGAAAUUGUUAGUACCCAAUUUUGAUAGAUUUUGAGGAUGCCACUAUACUCUACACCUGUACAUUGUGUCUCAUUUAAUUCAAGUAUUAGUGUUAAACUUCUAAUCAUAAAGUGACAAAUAAAUGUACAAUUUUUGAGACUGAUAAAAUUAUACUGAAAAUUUAAAAAUGCAAUAAGGUAAUUUUUAUCAGAUCUCAGGAAUUCUUCUCUCAAGUUUAGAAGUUGCCUCAGCAGUUCCCUGGUGACCACCCAACUGCUAAGCCCACUGCUCUUACACAUUUAUUUCUUUUGAACAUCUCAACGUCACAAGAUCUUCAUAACAUAAUUACCAAGAAGUUGUUCAAACUGAUCUCCGAAAAUCAGCCUGUAACUCAACAGGUGCCUCAGCAGUUCCCUGGUGAUCACCCAACUACUGAGACCACUGCUCUCGUAAACUUUCACUUAUACUCACCUCAGCACAUUUCGAGAAAGCCCUAAUCAUUCUAAGCAACAUUCUAUCUUCACUUUCAUCACACACUAAAUAUUUCCUCAGCAGUUACCUCCACAAUUUCCUGCUAUCCAGCCAACCGGCAAGCUUACUGCUCACUAUAUAAGUCCAAACAUCACCCAAGCUAGAAAGUUGUCACACACUGAUCAUAUAGAGGUUAAAGACUUCCGAUGUGUAUCUAUAAAUCUCCCAAAAGAUCAUAGGUUAAACUCAUCUAAAAAGAAAAAGUUUUUAAAGUUGAAAAAGUUUUAAAACUCUAUUCACCCCCCUCUAGACUUUUACCUCUAUCAGAGACCAUCAAUAGAGAAUUUCGAUUUUUAGAAUUAACAUAGCUUAAAAAUUAUAUAAAAUAUCUUUUCAUGAAAAAACUAGAAUAAAGCUUUCAAUCAUAAAAUUUUUAGUCACAUUUUACUUUCUAAAAACAGAAAAUGUAAAAUUGAAUACAGGGAAAUAUUACCAAAGCAUAACUUGUUAAUGCACAUAGGAAUAAUAAAUUCAAAAAAAGAAAAAAAAUGAAAUUUUAGUGAAAAUAAAUAAAAAAAGACUAAAUAUAUUUUAUUUAACUUCGGUACAUUUGUAGAAUUUUCAUAAUAAUUUUUACAUGUUUAAAAAUAUUUAAUUUGGAAAUUCAUAAAAAUAUUUUUAUAUUUUUCUAAAAUUGAGAGUUGAUAAUUAGGAUUAAUAAAAGAAGAUCAACCAUAGUUGAAAUUAUUUAUAACUUAUGAAUAGUUCGCAUUUAAAUUUGACCUGCUAUAGCAGGUUGUAGAAGGUUAGAGACUAUUUUUGGAAAAUGGUAUGUAUAGUUGGGACCACCCAUAAAUAAUCGAUAGUUGAGAUUAUUAAUAGCGGAUCGGUAAUAGUUGGUAUUAUUAUUUUCAAUUUUUCCUAUUAUUAUCGACAUCCAAACGACCAAAUCCAUUUUCCCAUGUAUAUCUAAAAAUAACUUGCCCCCAUCGAAUAUUUUAACUUGCCCUCAAAAAAUAUAUCUGUCCCAAUAAUUGUUAUUACUAAAUACUACGUAGAUCAUUUGUAUUACUAUAACGUUGCAUUUUGGUUUUAGUAAAGUGUAAAUUAAUUGGCAAAUCAGAGAAUUAAAGCUUAUAAAAACAGUAGAGAUUAUGAUUUAGGGAAAUUUCUGUCAAAAUUUAGCAACUUUUAAUUUGCCACUCAGAGAAUUAAAGCUUAUAAUUACUCGAUUUGAUUGUGUCAAAAAAAUUGUCAGCUUCAAAUUAAAGCUAAUAACUUUUGUUCUGCUUAUUUUUUUUGCUCUUCUACCCAAAUUUCAAUCACAUAGAUGUAAUUUUUAUUUUUUCAUUUACGUUAUUGGGAGAGGGCAAAGUCCAAUUCAACUGUAUAAUAAUUAUAAUUACUCUACAUUGGACUAUAAAGUAAUGGGUGCUUGCUGGUUAUGACUUGAACCGUAUAAACUAAUAUUAUUGCGGCGGCAAGCGGGCAGUGUAUUCGGUUAGUUUGCUUCCAAAAUGGUUCACCUACGCAAUGGUCGUUACCAUUACUUUUUUAUGAAUAGAUACGUAGUAUUAUCUUCAUCCCACAAAAUUCUUUCCACUUUGACUUGACAUGGAGAUUAAGAAAAUGGAAAUGUAUGGCUGUGGUUGUGUAAGAAAAAUGUGAAAUGAAUGUGAACCACACAAAUUGUCCAAAAAUGGUAAGUGGGAAGAGUUUUUUAGGAUGGCCAAAAAAGAAAAGUGAGAAGAAUUUUAUGGGACGGAGGAAGUAAUAAAAUAAUAAACCAGCUUUGUUACGUGUUCUACAUAUACGGGGUUGUUUAUACUACGUACUUUAUACGUAGCAUAUUUAAAAAUGCACGCAAUUUCAUUUGCAUAGAUAAAUUUGAAAAUCAAAUUAUUGUUAUUAAAAAGAAGUGAAAUAAUAUAUAAUAUAAUUCCUCCUUAUAUCACUCUAAAAAAAAUAAUCUCUACUUAUAUCUUUCAAAACUUUGUCAAAUUUGAUUGACACGAGAAAUAAUAAAGUAACAAUUACAUCAUUGGCGCAAAGGGGAAAGUGACCACACCUUUUUCCUACUUGAUAUAAAUAUUCAAUUUUUUAAUAUCUAUGUAUAUAUAUUAUUAUGCAUUGUUUACACGACCACCCUUCCUAUUGAGAAAUCACGCGUUCACCAUUGUGUAUGACUGAGGUUUGUAUAGAAGAGUGAGAAAUAAUAGGAACUACAGAUUAAUUGAUUAAAAAAGAAAAUUAGUAAAGUUUUGAAAUACCUAAAAAAGAAAGAUAAAAAAUUAGAAGAGAAAAAAGGAAGAAGUAAUAAAUUAUACUCCUACUCAGUGGCGGAGCCAGGAUUGACAGGUUACAGGGGUCGGGGUUUAAGGAAUUUAUAUAGCAGGGGCCAAAAUUUAAAUUUUCACUAUAUUUUUUAUUACAUAUAAAUAUUUAUACAUAUAUAAAUACAUCAUAAAUUUUUUCUUGCAGGGGCUGUGGCCACUGCCAGCCCCACUGUCUCAACCCCUGCUACUACUACCUCCGUCCCGCUAAGAUUGAGACAAGAGAAGGUGACACGAUUAUUAAGAAAAGUAGAUUUGUGUGAUUGAUAUUGAAUUGAUAAAGUAAGAAUAAAGUAAAAAUGAUUUAGAGUCACACAAAUUUUACCGAAUUUAGAAUGAGACAAUGUGGAGGGAGUACAAGGUAUCACUACAUGUCUCAUCUAAUGUCUGUCAUCCUUCACCGUACAGUCGUACUAAUGAACGUCUAUAGAAGCAAUUUUCGAAUAAUGGAAUUUUUCUUUUACUUUGAAACAGUUGGUCAAAUGUGUAAUACCUUGAUUGUUUAGGGCACUCUUGUAUUUGAUUUUUUGUUGUUGUAAAUGUUGAGCGUAAAAUAGUUUUGGUCCGUCAAGCACUAAAAUGAAGAAUAUUGCUUUUAAUAUUCAAAUACAAAAGUUUGAAUUAAAAAUAGUUCAAAUUACAAAAGUGAAUAAAUCAAUUUCCUCGAUGUUUUUAUUUGAACUGAAAUUUUUGGAUCUGAUCUGACAUGAACUGGUCUAGUCUGGUCUGGUAAAUUUCUAAUCCCUAUGUAUUUUAUAACCAUUCAAUUUUGGUCUGAUCCAAUCUUAUUUGGUCUGGUCUGAUCUGGUCUCGGACGAAAAAUCGCCUAACUAAAAAAGUCUUAAGAAUCCUAAGUAAUGCUUUCAUGUACUCCAUAAUAGGAUGUACGAUAGUACUCCGUAUAUUACUACCUCCGUCCCGUUAUGAUUGCCCCGUUUUACCUUAUCGGUUCAUCCCACUAAGAUUGUCCCAUACCAAAUUUGGCAAAGUUUAUGUGACUCUAAAUCAUUCUUACUUUAUUCUUAAUUUAUCAAUUCAAUAUCAACAACCUAAAACACUUUUUAUUGAUUUACGUGUCACCCAUUGUUAGCGGACAGAUGGAGAAUAUCUGAGUCAAGUUACUCAUACUCCGCAAACCGUAUGGACUAGUACAAUGCUAAACAGGACCUAAAUUUGAAAUUCAUUUUUUUUACCACCGGUAAAAAUUUAAAGCUAGGUAACAGGCGGAUUUAGAGGAAACCUGGGUAUCAUCAAAACUGCGCAAAACGAAAGUACUAUCAAAACGCCAUUAGAGUAGAUGACUAAAACAAGAUUGUGAUUACUUCUUUCUGGUCAUGCUUAAAAUACCCUCUUUCUCCCCAUCCCCUCUAUAUAUAAGACGGUUUCUUGAAUGAGCAAAACAGUUUUUUAUGAGAGUGACCGGCAGGAUGAGAUUUGUGCUUGUUGGAAGCAGCUUUAAAUUCCCAUAUUGAAUACCCAAAACAUUCUGUCAGUAGUAGCCUGAACAAUAAAAGCAGAUAAAAUGAAACCUCAAAAUUGGGUUUUGCUGGGCUUAGUGUUGGUUCUUGCCACCGUUCAGAACAUUCAUUGCAGCGUCACUUAUGACAAUAAAUCUCUCAUCAUCAAUGGCCAGAGAAGAAUUCUUCUCUCUGGGUCCAUUCAUUACCCAAGAAGCACACCUGAGAUGUGGGAGGGCCUCAUACAGAAAGCUAAAGAUGGAGGCUUGGAUGCUAUUGAUACCUAUGUGUUCUGGAACAAUCAUGAACCUUCACCUGGCAAUUAUGAUUUCGAGGGUAGAAAUGAUUUAGUUCGAUUCAUAAAGCUAAUACAGAAAGCAGGGAUGUAUGUGCAUCUUCGCAUUGGGCCUUAUAUUUGUGGAGAGUGGAAGUUUGGGGGGAUUCCUGUUUGGCUGAAAUUUGUUCCUGGCUCCACUUUCAGAUCCAAUAGUGAACCUUUCAAGAUGGCUAUGCAAAGGUUUGUCCAGAAAAUUGUCCAAAUGAUGAAGGAUGAAAACCUUUUUCAGUCACAGGGUGGCCCCAUCAUUCUCUCACAGAUUGAGAAUGAGUAUGGGUUAGCAAGCAAAGCUUAUGGGGCUGGCGGGCAUGACUACAUGACUUGGGCUGCAAAUAUGUCGGUUGGUCUUAAAACUGGAGUCCCAUGGGUUAUGUGCAAGGAAGAUGAUGCACCAGAUGCAGUGAUAAAUUCUUGUAAUGGGUUUUAUUGUGAUUAUUUUUCUCCUAACAAGCCUUACAAACCCAAACUGUGGACGGAGGCAUGGAGUGGCUGGUUUGAAGAGUUUGGAAGCGCAAUUCACCACAGACCUGUUGAAGAUCUGGCCUUCGCAGUAGCCCGUUUCAUCCAAAAAGGAGGCUCCUUUGUGAAUUAUUACAUGUAUCAUGGAGGAACCAAUUUUGGAAGAACAGCAGGAGGCCCUUUUCUUACUACCAGCUAUGAUUAUGAUGCUCCUAUUGAUGAAUAUGGUUUAAUUAGACAGCCCAAGUAUGACCAUUUGAAGAACUUUCACAAUGCUAUUAAGUUAAGUGAGAAAGCUUUAGUCAAUGCAGAUCCAACUAUUACACAAUUAGGAAGCUACCUAGAGGCACAUGUAUUUUCCACGUCCGGAGAGUGUGCUGCUUUUCUCUCAAAUUUCCAUCUGAAUUCAUCAGCCACUGUGACAUUCAAUAAGAUGCAAUAUACACUUCCACCUUGGUCAACCUCGAUUCUUCCAGAUUGCAAAAAUGCUGUAUUCAACACUGCCACGGUGGAAGUGAAGAAAUCUGAGGUGGAGAUGUUGCCCACUAACAUGCCAACGCUCUCCUGGGCAACAUUUACUGAAGACAUAUUUAAUGAAGAUAGUGAUUCAAAGCUUACUGUUAGUGGUCUGUUGGAGCAAUUAAAUGUCACCAGGGAUAGCAGUGAUUAUCUUUGGUACAGCACCAGUGUUAAGAUGAGUCCAUCUGAAUUCAUCCAAGGACAACAGCCAGUUCUCACAGUGCAGUCAGCAGGCCAUGCAUUGCAUGUCUUUGUCAACGGGCGAUUCUCAGGGUCAGCUUAUGGAACUAAAGAUCACCCAGAGUUCAAAUAUACACUGAAUGUCGCAUUGCAAUCUGGAGUGAACCAAAUUUCUCUCCUCAGUGUAGCAAUUGGAUUGCCGAAUGAUGGUGCGUAUUACGAAAAACGGCACACAGGAAUCAUUGGACCCGUUGUAUUGCAUGGACUACCCAAUGGACCUAGGGACUUAUCUUGGCAGAAAUGGUCUUAUCAGGUAGGUUUGAGAGGUGAAGCAUCUAACGUAGUUUCACCAAAUGGAAUUUCAUCUGUUGGAUGGGUUGAAGGGUCCUUAGCUGUGCAGCAACAGCCCCUGACUUGGUAUAAGUCUUAUUUCAAUAGUCCUGAAGGAAAUGAGCCAUUGGCAUUGGACAUGGGCAGUAUGGGAAAGGGUGAAGUUUGGAUCAAUGGCCAAAGCAUUGGUAGGUAUUGGACUCUCUCAGCAGUUGGAAAUUGCAGCGUCUGCACAUAUCGAGGGACGUACCGAUCCCCAAAGUGCCAAUCCGGUUGCGGCCGGCCUACACAACAAUGGUAUCAUGUUCCGCGGUCCUGGCUAAAACAGACAGACAACCUGCUGGUGGUUUUUGAGGAGAUAGGCGGAAAUCCAUCUGGAAUCACGGUUGUUAAAAGAACGCUUACUUACCUAUAGAUAUUUAUAUUUAGGAUAGUAAUAUUGUUAGACUAAUUCAAUUCAUUUUGUAUAUCCAUCUACCGUUUUCUUCCUCUCUAUUGGAUUGUGGUCUGUCAUAUACUGCACAUGACUGAUAUAGUUGGAAUAAGAUUAUUUGAGUAGAUUAGAUAAAAAUCACAACCCAAAUUCAUGAUUCAUAUGAUGGAGUGUUUUAUUUUUCUAUGUAUUUAUUGCUCCACUUGGGAUGCUGUGUCAUUGUACAUAUCCUUCGGCACUUUUAACUAACUUGGGACAUAAAAAGUGGUACUUCCGUCCCUUGGCCCCCCUAUAAUUGUCUCAUUUUCCCAUUUUUGUAUGUCUCCUUUUAUUGU
Messenger RNA from Cuscuta europaea, 20912 nucleotides. NCBI's taxonomy places the organism in Eukaryota, Viridiplantae, Streptophyta, Magnoliopsida, Solanales, Convolvulaceae. The record is from the annotation of a GenBank genome assembly.